CGUGACAUUGUGCGGCGUGGUGUAGUUUGCUAGGCCUCUCUACUUUUAUUGUUGUCGAAGGUUUAGAAGAAAAAGAAAGGUCAGAAUGGCUGAUGAUGCAGCAAUGGAGGAGAAGUUGUUAGCUGGUGAUGAAGUGAAGAAGGAUACAGACACGAUGGAUACAACAGAGAAUGCAGAGUUAGUGGAAGUGAAGAAGGACGAUGCUGAAGAGGAGGAGGAAGAGAAAGGAGAAAAACAACCUGAGAAACGAGAAGAGGAAAACACUCUGUUGACAAAUGCCAUCAAAGGACCCAUCAGACUUUCAGUUGUCCUAAUUAAAGAUCUGAGUAAUCAUGACCUUCAUCAAGUCCUACACAGAUGUUCUAAAGCUACACUGGAAAUGGAGAGGAGAAGGGGUGUUCUAACAUUGUGGUUUGAUCCAUGGAGAUCAAUUGGAGCCCUGGCUAUUCUCAAGAAGCUUGCAAAAUUACAGUUGUCUGGAGAAGAUUUUAAAAUGGAGUGUCCAAAAGCUUUGGCUUCCAUGCUUGGUUCACAGAAGAUAAAGGAAAAGUAUCCUGAUGCCAAAUUUGGAAAUAAAAAUAAAACUCUGUAUGUACAUGACAUACCACAAGAAACUACUGAAGAGGUUUUAAGGGCCAUGUUCCCAGAUGUUUCUAGUGUCAACAUGCCCGUCGAUAAAGAGGGGAAGAAGCUGGGGGUAGCCAUUCUAGAUUUUAUAUCGGGGAAGGACUGUGCAGCAGCUUUGGAGAGAAAUCCAGCUGUUCUGAUUGGAGAAACAAACUGCACUGUGGAUUGGUACUUCCCAGCACCUGAAGAUGCGGAUGAACCCCAGGAAAAACACAAGAAGAACAAAGAACAGUCGGGAGGCUGGAGAAAGAGGAACCGCGGUGGUGGUGGUGGUGGUUAUGGUGGUGGAGGUUACCAUGACAGGGACAACAGAGGUGGUCGUCGUGACUACAGAGGCGGUCAAAUGGGAGGGGGAGGAUACGGACAGAAUUAUAUGAUGAAACAGGAAAAAAUGAACCAGAUGUUGAUGAAUCAAAUGCAGAACUUGGCAUCCAUGGUGGGAGGAGGUCCAGGAGGGCCUCAGGGAUAUGGGGGCAACCCGCCUAUGAGCCAGGGUGGAGGGUAUGGAGAUUAUGAUCAAGGUUUCGGAGAUAAUUUUGGAAGUUACCAGUCUGGUUACUAUGCAGAUGAUGACUAUUCAGCACCAAACAAAAGAAUGAGAGGCAAUAGAAAUAGACGAGGAAAUAUGUGGCAAGGCAUGCAAGUAUCAAGUCGUACGCUGUAUUGUCUGGUGUCUUCAAUUUUCCUUAUAAUCAACAAAAAUGUAGCCUCAAGAGAAAACGGAGGAUGGAGCACAGACUAUUUUUUAUUAGCUAAUCCAGGACCGUGUACAGUUGAAGUUAGAAAAGCUGAUUCAUUGUCUCAAGAAGAGUUUAUACAAAGAUAUGCCUACACAAAGCCAGUAAUUAUACAGCAUGCAACAGACAAUUCAAAAUUCUACAGAAUAUGUGAGAAAGAUUCCAUGUUGGAAAAAUAUGGAUCUAAAAAGAUAAGAUUAAGUUCUGCAAAUACACACUCCUAUGAUAAAAGGGAUGUCACUCUAAAGUAUUAUGUAGAAAAUGUGAUGAGGCCCCAGACACUGAAAAUGUUAGGAAACGAAACCUUUUACUGGUUUGGGGAUAACAAUUAUACAGAGUGGAGGGAGUUGUUCAAUCAGUACAAUCCACCCCCUUAUCAGUUACCUAGGAUGACAGGUGCAUACAGCUUUGGGGUGGCAGGAGCUGGUACUGGUGUACCCUUCCAUUUUCAUGGUCCAGGAUUUGGGGAAGUUAUUUUUGGCAGAAAAAGAUGGUUCCUUUACCCCCCAGAGAAGACCCCAUCCUUUCACCCAAACAGAACAACCUUACAAUGGCUGAUAGAGGACUAUCCAAAGCUUCACCCUGAAGACUAUCCAUUAGACUGUACAAUCAAUCAAGGAGAGAUAAUCUACUUCCCAGACCGAUGGUGGCAUGGUACCUUAAACAUUGACACAAGUGUUUUUAUAUCAACUUUUCUGGGUUAAUAAAAAUAUUUAUUUAUAUUUUAUGUAUAAA
Molecule: messenger RNA, 2099 nt
Organism: Saccostrea echinata
Lineage: Eukaryota; Metazoa; Mollusca; Bivalvia; Ostreida; Ostreidae
Exons: 23
Coding region: 86-2068 (660 amino acids)
Cellular component (GO): cytoplasm
Molecular function (GO): RNA binding
Source: RefSeq, a predicted model, not a curated record